Messenger RNA from Apis mellifera (honey bee), 1633 nucleotides. RefSeq names its product doublesex- and mab-3-related transcription factor A2. The record is from RefSeq and is a predicted model, not a curated record. Lineage: Eukaryota; Metazoa; Arthropoda; Insecta; Hymenoptera; Apidae. Bases 117 to 1202 code for a protein of 361 amino acids. Gene Ontology annotation, biological process: regulation of transcription by RNA polymerase II; sex differentiation. The transcript is spliced from 3 exons. Gene Ontology annotation, cellular component: nucleus. Gene Ontology annotation, molecular function: protein binding; RNA polymerase II cis-regulatory region sequence-specific DNA binding; DNA-binding transcription factor activity, RNA polymerase II-specific.
UAAAAAUGUUGAUCACUAUUAAUAUUUUAUUAAUUGGAAAGAUUUAUUUUUUGUACCAAUAAAAUUGGAAUGUUAGAUAAAUUAAAAUGAAUGAAUCUGUGAAUCAUUGUUAGUGGAUGAUUAUGUUGCGUGGAAAGAGUAAAAAAGUGGAGAAUGAAGAGACAGAAGGUGAGCUGAAACAGAGAAGACCGAAGUGUGCUCGGUGUAGAAAUCAUGGUUUGAUUUCUUGGUUGAGGGGACACAAAAGAGAGUGUCGUUAUAGGGAGUGUCUUUGUCCGAAGUGUUCUUUGAUUGCAGAAAGACAGAGAGUGAUGGCUGCACAGGUGGCCCUUAAGAGACAACAGGCAGCAGAAGAUGCUAUUGCUCUAAAAAUGGCUAAAGUCGCAACUGGUCAGAAGCUCAGUCGAUUACCUCCGGGAAAAAUAUUUGGUAUGGCAGUAACCGAUCCAAAAUCAGUUGGGGAUAGCAACAAACAGGAAAAUCCUCCUUCAAAAGAGGAUCUAGGAGAUGAAGACCCGAAAAAGGACGACUCUUUAAAUGAUCAAUGUCUCAAUUCAUCAGUGAUUAAGGAGAGCAUACCAAAGAACAAAAACCUAGUAUUCAAUGUGAACAAUAGAGAGGAAACAAAAGAAAGCAGCGUGUCUCAGACUUCAGUGGAAACACUAGCUCGCCUCUUUCCCAAUACAAAGCUCUCAGUACUACAAUUAGUGUUGCAAAGAUGUGGUCAAGAUCUAUUGAAAGCUAUCGAAUAUUUUGCUAGUGACAGUUUUGGAAUCAAUUCGACGACCUAUACUUCAGCUUUUCAGCCUCCUCAAAGCAUUAACGAGACCAGGUCUAAUGAACAAAUUGCUGGUACUAUGUUGGCUCCAAUUUAUUCCAGUCUUUCAAGAAAUUUCUAUGGAGAUGGCUACUGUUUCUUAAAUAUCGUUCCUGAACAAUUUCCUAACAGUAUAGUAGAUGCAACAUCUUGUACCGCAUUGCCAAUCAAAAAUAGUGGACAUGAACAAGAAGGAGUAGCUUUAAAUGUUCAAUACAAUAAUUAUUUCAAUUCAGGAACCCAACAACAACUGAGAGAUCAUGUGUAUACUCAAGUUACGGAUCAUCUUUCUCCAAGACCUAGUUUCCUUCAUUUACCAUCGGUAUUGUCAGGAAUUCCUUGUGUGCAACCUAAUUGCUCUCAAUGUAUCUACAAAUUUCCCUGAAUUAUUGAAGAAUAUUUAUUCCUUAUAGUAAUAUUUAUUGAACACUCUUAUGGAAGAAUACAUAUAUUUGAAAACAUUAUUAACAUAUAUAUCGUGUCUGAAUUUCUACCUAACGAAUAUUUGCAUGGUACAGUAUCGAUAUCAGGAGAAUUUCCGUGAUUGACAGUCCUUGAUCUUCAAAGUUUAGUGCGAUCAGUUGAGUUAAGUGAACCGUGUUCUUGACACGCAUCGCUUGUCUCAAUACCCUUGUCUCUCUCUAUGAAUUGAACUUUGAUCGUGAAGCGUGAAAAAACUUGUUAGAGUUGUAUAUGUAUUUUUUUUAAGUUGCAAAAGAUUUUUGUAUGUGAUCACGAUUUGUUUUGAUUUAAAUACUAAUGGUCUUCAAUUAAACCGUUUUCUUUAUAAAAUAAUUAUAAAUAAUCAUGUUAUUU